AUAUAACUUGCAUAUCUUCUCUGUUCAUGUCUCAUCACACGAGAACAAAGGCCAGCACAUCCACAAGGAUUCUCAUCCACCUUGUGUCGGCCAUGUUCCUGCUCAACCUCACGUUCCUGACCAACCACUACAUAGCAAAACUCAACAGCUCAGUGGGCUGUGUGAUCAUGGCAGCUGCCAUGCACUACUUCAUGUUAGCUACGUUCACAUGGUUUGCGGUGAAGGCCUUCCAUCUUUGUUUGCAGCUGUACAUGGGGGGCAAAAUAGUCAUCAGUCACUACAUACUCAAAGUCUCUAUCAUCAGCUGGGUUCUACCAAGUGUCCCUGGGAUUGUCCUGCUUAUCAAAGGAAAAUAUGGUGAACAAGUCAUUUACACAAACGACCCAGAAGAAAACGUGGCCAUGUGCUGGAUAACAGAAAGUGACGCCCACUACAUCGUCAACAUAGGCUACUAUGCGUUGGUCUUCGUCUUCACCUUCACCACCUUCGUCAUCAUACUUAUCUGGCUUUGUUGUCUCAGGAGGAUCAAAUCAGGAAACAGCCCAACUGGAACAAGUGGGAGAAGUAUUUUAACCAUCCUGGGACUGUGCUCCAUGCUGGGUAUCACGUGGGGCUUUGCCUUCUUCGCCUAUGGCGCCCUCCUGAUCCCCUCUUACUACAUCUUCACAGUCCUCAAUUCUUUUCAAGGUUUUUUCCUGUUCAUCUACUACUACAAAACCAGCCAAGUAGGAAACACAAACGCUGACUCGAGCAGUUCCACCAACAGCAGCAGCACUCUAGGCACACUGGUCCCCUGGGGGAACCCCUACGCUAACCUGCCGGACAAAAGAUAAACCCUAAGAAGAUUCAAGGACAGGAAAGUAUAAAGUAGGCAUCAUUGUAGGACUGAAGUGCAGACUACAAGAAAGUACAAAGAAAUAACUGAAAACUGUAAAGAAGUAUCAUGUUACAGACGUUUUCAAAACAUAGAUAUGUGUGGAAAAAAAACAGUCGACAAUAUCGGCCGAUAAUAGCAUAUCCAGUGACUAUCAUAUCGGCUACUUUAAUGACACACGUGUGCAGUGACUUUUUAUUUGAGUGAUCAUCUUGUCUUCAUUAUUUAUCUUUUCCACAAGAGUUGUUUAGUUUAUAAUAACUUUGUUUUUUUUGGUUUGCACAACUUCCUUUAGUGAGAAUCAGAGAGGGUGAAGGGUUCCUGCAGUUAAUGACUUAUAUGUAACUAUGAAAUGUUUAUAUGUAUCUAUGAAAUGUUUAUAUGUAACUAUGAAAUGUUUAUAUGUAACUAUGAAAUGUAAUUAUUCUUGGCUCAGGGAUGAAAACACAAAAAAGAGAGAUAUCCGAAGUAAAAAAAUGACAAAAAAAAAACCAGUCUAAUCUACCAUCUGACGAAGGCCUGUGCUAGUACGCUUAAAUUAACAGGAAAUUACAAUAUAUACAGAUCAAGAGACAAAGAUGAAUACAUCCGUUACUCAUAAACCCCCUACCCCAAAAAACUACUCAGAUUUCCAAGAAUUGCACAAGUCACCUAAGUUAAUGUUAAAAAAUCGAGUCGCCAAAAAGCGACUAAUUUGCAUCCAUGUUGGCUCACAAAUAAAAAAGUCACUGGCAGCAUAUGGGCAUAGAUAAAAUGUCCCAGCUGUGGAUAAAGUGUCAAAAAUAUUUUGCAACAUUCAAAUAUUGAAAGAGAUGAGAAAUAGAAAUCUUUUAUUCAGUUUCAAUCACACUUACAUUACAAAAAAUACAUUAAUAUUAUCUUUUAUUUUCAAUGUUUGAAGGUGGGAAAUUAUUUGACACUUCUACAACAAGAGAGCUUCUGCUUCCUUGAGAGCUUGUUCCAUUUCAGCGGCCUCCAGGGAGAAGUUUUCCCUCUCCUGCGUCAUAUGUUCCCGUGCUUUAGCCAGGUCUGUAAUUGUCACUUGGAUUUCCUGAGUGUUAAAAACAUGGAACAAUUUCAGUAAACGUUAAUCAGCCCUUAGUUCAACUACAACAAUAUUAGAA
Molecule: messenger RNA, 1998 nt
Organism: Labrus mixtus (cuckoo wrasse)
Lineage: Eukaryota; Metazoa; Chordata; Actinopteri; Labriformes; Labridae
Product: adhesion G-protein coupled receptor G2-like
Exons: 4
Coding region: 27-833 (268 amino acids)
Biological process (GO): adenylate cyclase-activating G protein-coupled receptor signaling pathway; cell surface receptor signaling pathway
Cellular component (GO): membrane
Molecular function (GO): G protein-coupled receptor activity
Source: RefSeq, a predicted model, not a curated record